AUGGCAAGCGAACGUGGUCUCACAUUUGUUAAUGCUUCAAACCUCGAUGAAUUUCGAAAUGAACACGUUCGCCGCAUCGUGCGGAGACGCGUGAUGCGCGAUAUUGGCAGAGCGCGUCGGAAACAAAAGCAUCCCGCUGUGGUCACUUUCGUCUGGCAACAACUGAUUGCUUCGACUGCGCCGGUUUCUCUCAGAAAACCAUGUUUGGAUUCUCAUCAGCUGCCAUUUGAUACAGACCCUCGCGCCCGCGAGCUCAUUCAUUUCAUGAAUUCCGAGGCCGAAUAUAAAUACCGGCCAUUUCGGAAAAUCUGGUUUUCCAUGGCGCUGACCGACCAGAGCGCGUUCACCCUAUGUAUGGCCAAUGCUGCUAUGUUCCUUGAGCAGACCCGACACCCGGAAACCUUCCGGUAUGAACGCUGCGAAGAGACUUUGAGAUAUUAUGGCCGAUGUGUCGAGCAGGUGACGGAUCGAUUGUCAGAUCCAGUGGAUAGUACGAGCGAGGGGAUCCUCACUACUAUCCUUGGUCUGAUAUGCCACGAUCUAUACGUCGGCACACUUUCUCGCUGGGAAUAUCAUAUUCGUGGACUCGCUGAAAUAGUCAGGAUACGAGGUGGGAUUCACGAUCUGCCUCCCAACAUCCAGCUAUUCGCUUGUUGGUUUGAUGUCUUGGGAUCGGUGGUUCAGGACCUGCCACCACGAUUGCCAGGAUUUUCUGCUCUUUUAGAGCGUUCCUUCAAGUCUGCCGGUCAGCAACCUCGAUUAUUGAGAGAUACAAUCAAAGAGAUCAGAACAUCACCCAUCGCUAUCAGUAUCCUGGUACCGGUACUCGAAAAGGCGGUAGACCUAUUCAACUUUGUUAACAACCAAUACCUUCAACGAGGAUUCUGGAAAGCCGAAGAUGACACAAGUCCAGUAGAGCUCAUUGGUACUCUCACCCAUGAGCUGCUUGCAUUGCCGCGCGCAGACUACUCAAAGUCGAACGGAUACGAAGUUGUUCGUGAAAUGACCCGUCUUGCGCUGCUAAUCCUCCUCUCAGGACUGAAAGCAAGCUAUGGCUUCAGUGCAGUUGAGAUGACAGCACUCCAAAAAAAGUUUUCUUGGCUCACUCUUGAAAUUAGAAAGCUUCACGAGGCUCUCCCAUUUCAGCGCCUACAGCUGUGGUGUUUCCUCGUUGCGGCCAUUCUCCAUCCGGUGGGCACAAAGAGGAGUCUAUACCUGGAGCAGAUCUCUUUACGAAUGACUUCUAUGAAUGUUCCCAAUGGAUAUGGUGCCAUCCAGGCUGCACGAGAUCUGUUAUGGAUUGAAGUUCUUGCAUCAGGAGACGAGAUCACGUCUCUCGUCUCCGAUAUUGACAAUUACAACUCGGGCAAAGACUGGCGGUUCUUUACUUAA
Molecule: messenger RNA, 1392 nt
Organism: Penicillium argentinense
Lineage: Eukaryota; Fungi; Ascomycota; Eurotiomycetes; Eurotiales; Aspergillaceae
Exons: 3
Coding region: 1-1392 (463 amino acids)
Source: RefSeq, a predicted model, not a curated record